This is a messenger RNA of Penicillium soppii, 1644 nucleotides long. RefSeq names its product putative serine peptidase, family S28. The transcript is spliced from 3 exons. Gene Ontology annotation, molecular function: dipeptidyl-peptidase activity; serine-type exopeptidase activity. Lineage: Eukaryota; Fungi; Ascomycota; Eurotiomycetes; Eurotiales; Aspergillaceae. Gene Ontology annotation, biological process: proteolysis. The record is from RefSeq and is a predicted model, not a curated record. The coding region runs from base 1 to 1644 and encodes 547 amino acids.
AUGCGGUUUUCUACGGGGACGAUGCUUUUGUCCGCGCUGUCUGGUACAGCUGCGAUGGUUAGCCACACACCGUUCAAACGGGAUUUAAGGCUUUCUGCGGAAUUGGGCGUUCAUCCAGAUGAAUUGCUGGCUUACAGGACCUCUGUCCAUGCCGUCGCAAGUGCUCGUCUGGAUGCGAGCAUUGAGGCAGAAUAUGCGUCGCUCCCAAUCGAUCACGGUAACCCUUCGGUGGGCGAGUACUUGAACCGGUACUGGGUCAGCGAAGAGCAUUACAAGGCAGGCGGUCCGGUCUUUGUGUAUGAUGUCGGCGAAUCAUCCGCCGAAUCAUCGGCCCAGGGACAUCUCGGCAACUCAACUUCGUUCUUCUAUCAGAUGCUGCAGGAGUUCCAUGGCAUCGGUAUUGUCUGGGAGCACCGGUACUAUGGCAAUUCCCUGCCAUACAACGUUAGCCAGGAAACUCCCCCAGAGCAUCUCCAAUACUUGAACAAUAAGCAAGCGCUAGCAGAUCUGCCCUAUUUCGCUGCCAACUUCACCCGCAAGAAUUUGAAAAACAUCACUCUGACCCCGGACGCAACCCCCUGGGUCAUGGUCGGAGGCUCAUACGCCGGCAUGCGAUCAGCCUUUACUCGGCACGAAUACCCAAACACCAUCUACGCGGCAUUUGCAUCAUCCGCGCCCGUCGAAGCACGUAUCGAUAUGAGCAUCUACUUCGACCAGGUCUAUGACGGAAUCGUCGCAAACGGGUACCUCAACUGCACGCGCGACAUCAAAGCCGCACUGGAGUACGUCGACGAACAGCUCGCUCACAGCGACACCGCAGCAAAGAUCAAGCAGCAAUUCUUCGGUCAAGGCGCAGAGGUCAACAGCAAUGGUGAUUUCACUGCCGCCUUGGCAAGUAUUUAUAACUAUUUCCAGGCGUACGGGCUUGGCGGGGGUCAGGCGAGUCUCGGCUCGUUCUGCGAGCACAUGGAAACGGAUCCCAAGACCGGUCAGCCGGCGCCUGCGGCUGGGUUUGCGAAAUCCAGGGGAAAGAAGUAUGCUGCGCAGCGAUAUGCAUCAUGGCCGGUUUUCACUCAGAUGGUGAACAUGAAUUUCGACACGAAUUGCAAAGGGUUGGAAAAUAAUCUGCCGCUUUCGUGUGUUUUGUCCCCGCCGUCUGUGGAUCCCGACACCAUUGCCUGGACUUGGCAGUAUUGCACUGAAUGGGGAUAUUUCCAGACCAACAAUUUCGGUCCUCAUUCUUUGCUUUCAAAGUAUCAGACUCUGGCGUACGCGCAGGAUUACUGCUAUCGCAAUUUCCCGGAAGCUGUCAAGAAAGGACUUCUGCCUCAGGCACCGCAGGUUGAUGCGACGAAUGAACAGACGGGCGGGUGGUCUAUUCGUCCGUCAAAUGUCUAUUGGAGUGGUGGUCAGUUUGAUCCCUGGCGCACUUUGUCUCCUCUCGCCACGGGAAACUCGGCCCCGCAUGUGACUCUCACGACGGAUAUUCCUAGAUGUGGUCAAGAGACUGAUGAGAGUACUUUGUUUGGGCAUAUUAUGCCUAAUGCUGAGCAUUGCUUUGAUUUCCGCACGUCAUUUGCCCCAGGUGCUAUUUCGCGGGGAUAUUUCCACGAGGCGUUGACAGAGUGGCUUGCAUGCUUUUAA